UUCAAACGUAAACAAACAAGUGCGCCGCCACGAUGUUAGUCAAAGGUGCUGCCCGCCAGCUGAAGCGAAUAACCAAGUUUGGCACGCAGAAGUGAAAUAAAUCGCCAACAUUUGUUAAAAUAAGUGUAGUGAAGUGUUUUGGCAACUAAAACUGCGAUGGAUCAUCCUCGGCCAUGUGGUUGCAAGGGCCGGCGAACGUGCCUAAGCUGCGAGGCCGAAUUCGGUAUCGCGCCAAUCGAUUUCUACAGCACAUUUCAGAAUAACGAUUCCUACGUGUACUGUCCACGCUGUAGCAAAAUCUACCCGGGAUGGGAUUGGGAAAAGGUGCUUGCGGAACAUUCCGAUACACCCCAGCACGGUGGCGUCCAGGGCGAAGACUAUCCGGGCGUGUACAUCGAUCUCGACUUCCUAACCACCACCGAGGAGGCAGAGCUGCUGCAAGGGCUAGACGAGCUACCGUGGGACGUCUCGCAGAGCGGUCGGCGGAAGCAGAACUUUGGUCCGAAAACAAACUUCAAAAAGACACGCCUCCGGCCGGCCCAGUUUGCCGGGUUUCCGCAGCUGAGCGAAUUUGUGCAGCGACGGUUCGAGCAGGUCCCACUGCUGGCCACUUUUCAAACGAUCGAGCAAUGUUCGCUGGAGUAUUGUCCCGAGCGUGGAGCUUCGAUCGAUCCGCACAUUGACGAUUGCUGGAUUUGGGGCGAGCGGAUCGUGACGGUAAAUUUGCUGAGCGAUUCCGUGCUGACGAUGUCACCGUACCGAGGGGAGGAGGGAAAGACAAAGUAUAAUCUACACUUUCUGGAGCAAUACAGGGAGCAUCUGCUCGGGGAGCUGAAGGAUGAGGAGGCACUGGCCGGUUACGAGAAUCGGAUCGUACGGAUACCGAUGCCAAGGCGCUCACUGUUGGUCCUGUACGGACCUCCGCGCUACCAGUGGGAACAUUCCGUUCUGCGGGAGGACAUUACAGAGCGCCGUGUCUGCCUAGCGUAUCGCGAAUUUACACCCAUGUACUUGCAAGGUGGCAGUGAAUUCGGUCAAAGUGAAGAGAUUUUCGAGCGAGCGAAGCAAUUUUGGGACCACCGGACAGUUAAGGUUGAAAGCUAGCCUGUCUUAAAGCAGAAUUUCGGAAGCUGGGAUGAUUUUUGAGUAAUGUUUUUGAAUUAGACCAUCCAACUGCAAAAGAAAGCAGAUGUAAAACUCAUCUUUUAAAUCUAAAUUACUCAGCAAAUUUGUAAAUUAUACCGAUCGAAAGAAAGUAUUGCACCGGUCAAACAAAUAAUGGUUCCAAUUUGUGUAAACUGUGUCACGCUAUUCGGAAUGUGCCCAUCUAUGUUUCGGAAACAUGAAAACGCAUGGCUAAAAUAUGUGCUCAAUUCAGUGAUAUACACAACGAAUGUGUUUGAAUUUUUAAAAUCAUCGCUCGCGUAUCAUUCAUUACGAUAGUAAAUUGUUAUUUUAUUCAUAACCAAGUCAUCGACCUUCGCCUCGUCCACUGACACGCAUCGCGGCUAUCGGAUACGAAAAAAACCAUUUCGCAUUAUUUAGCAUACGUUAAGCAAAGGGGUUUUGAGUUUUUCGAAAAUUAAAAUUUGCUUACUUUCGGUGAAUAAACCCAAGGACAACUAAAAUUCUAAAAAUAUUGGUGAUAUUACCAUUUUUUUUUUCAAACAAUUUAGUAACGCUUAUUUCUUUCUUGCUUUCAUCUUUUCAUGAAAAAACCCGUUCCGUCGUAAAAUUGAUUUCAAUAUUUUAUUAAUUUAAACGUUUUAACACAUUAAAUAAUAAACAAGGUAAUAUGCAAUGGUCUGCCAGCUUAUAGUGGAUAUAUUAACAUGCGCGUUCUUUUGCUAUUUCUCUAUGCAAACCUGGUAGCUUAAAUAGUUGCCGUUAGUAAUGAGUAGAGUAUGCAGAACGGAACUCUGUUGGCUGGUUUGAUUGGUUAGGAGGAAGAGAUUUGCUUUUCAGUAAGGAGCAGUAGUAGUAGUAAUAGUAGUAGCAGUAGUAGUACAUAUUAGUUAGAGUAGCUAUAGUGUAUUGACAGUUUCCUACAAGCUGCACGCAACCGGUUACGAUCUACGUUUACGCGGGGUUGUUGUUUCACGUUUCCCCUUGCUUCUUCUAGCUCUCCGUUUUGUUUCGACAUACAUCAUCAUCACAUUUAAACUCUAUAAGCUUGCUUAUUUUUCCAAUAUGGAACAACGUUACAUUCUUCAAAGAACAUGAUACCUUUGCGCAAACCAAAAACCGCAAAACGGUGCCACUAAACGCAUGCACGGGAUGAGCGUGUUUCUUGUUUGCCCGGUACGGAUCGGCUGGGGACAUCUUAUUUUCCCAAUCGUGAUCGUUUGGUUCGGUUGGUUCCGCUCACAUUGUAUCGCUGUUCUUUGCGGCGAGGGUUCAGUCUUUUAAUGAUCAUCCCGUAGAUCCCCCUUUCCUCCUUCCUUACAUAUCCUCAUCUAUCCCUGUCCGUUUCCCCCACACAUUGCGACU
Molecule: messenger RNA, 2490 nt
Organism: Anopheles coluzzii
Lineage: Eukaryota; Metazoa; Arthropoda; Insecta; Diptera; Culicidae
Product: alpha-ketoglutarate-dependent dioxygenase alkB homolog 4
Exons: 3
Coding region: 157-1104 (315 amino acids)
Biological process (GO): oxidative demethylation
Molecular function (GO): demethylase activity; oxidoreductase activity
Source: RefSeq, a predicted model, not a curated record